Messenger RNA from Gastrolobium bilobum, 757 nucleotides. RefSeq names its product mini zinc finger protein 3-like. The record is from RefSeq and is a predicted model, not a curated record. Gene Ontology annotation, cellular component: nucleus. The coding region runs from base 181 to 423 and encodes 80 amino acids. Gene Ontology annotation, molecular function: DNA-binding transcription factor activity; transcription cis-regulatory region binding. Lineage: Eukaryota; Viridiplantae; Streptophyta; Magnoliopsida; Fabales; Fabaceae. The transcript is spliced from 2 exons. Gene Ontology annotation, biological process: regulation of DNA-templated transcription; regulation of developmental process.
UGAAUCAGAGGGACGGGUUAGGGUUGUUCACCAAACACAGACUGCGUCUAUAUACACUGCUAGCGCUAUAUCUACAGUUAUCAUCAUCUACAGUUACCUAUAUCCGAAAUCCUGGGUUUGUUGUGGAUGAAAUGAAGAACUGAACUGAACCUAAAUUUAGUGCCAUAGGGUUCUGCAAACAUGAAAAAGAAGCAGGUGGUGGUUGUGAAAAGAGAUGGUUGCAACACUUCAUCUUCAGCGUUGAGAAAUAUUAGAUAUGGGGAGUGCCAGAAGAAUCAUGCAGCUAACAGUGGAGGUUAUGCUGUGGAUGGAUGCAGAGAGUUCAUGGCUAGCGCAGAGGAGGGAACAAGUGGUGCGCUUAUGUGUGCGGCUUGUGGUUGCCACAGGAACUUUCACAAAAGGGAAGUGCAGAUUGCAAACUGAGGUACCCUCAACCUAGCUCUGAUCGUAAUUGGUUCCUAAAAUGAAAAAGAAAAAAAAAAGAAACACGAGAAAUAUUAUAUAUAUUGCAGAAUUUGUGUAUUGAAUUUACUGAUUGAACUUUUCUUCCCAUCUUUCUUCCUUUGGGUUCUUGCAAGCUUUGAUUGCCAAUAGAGAGACAUUGAUUCUGGUAGAUCAAAAUUUUAAUGUUCCGGAUUUCUGUUCUUCGAAUAUUGUUCAAAUUGUUCUCUUUUCUUAUUCUCAUAAUUCCAUUCUCUUUUCUCCUCUUUCUUCUUUGUAAACGAAAUGAGCUGUACGGAUUCGAACUUGGUUGUAA